GUGUGUGUGUGUGUGUGUGUGUGAGAGAGAGAGAGAGAGAGAGCUCUUAUGAUUUGGACCUUUGAUUUUGUUGAGUUCAAGAGACUCUUCUUUGUGGAGAGGCGUACAUUUUUUUGGUUCUGAAAUGCGGGGGGAUCGGGAAGAUUGGAAUUUAGAGCUAGGACCAAAACUGAGGAUGAGCUAAUUUAGAAGCUUGUGAGGAACUUGAUGCUAUCGGAUCAGAAACAUUAUUCAGGCUCGCCGGGCCACAUUACAAACAAAUUGGUUGUCAAAACAUAUUUAUACAUAGUUGGCUUGGCUUAAGAUGAGGAAGAUGAAGGAGACGGGAUGGAUCUCUUUGGCGGCUCGGAUGUGUUUGUUGUGUUGGGUUGUGGCCGAGUUUGAUGCUUUUCUCCUCCUCCUCUGCUGCUGCUGCUGCUGCUUUGUUCCUCCCUAUGGACAACUACUUGCUUGCUUGUGGGUCUUCACAAAAUGUUUCGUAUCAAGGCCAAGUCUUUGUUCCAGACUCACAGCGAUCUUCAGUUUCCCUCAAGACAUCUGGAGAUGAUGUCAUCUCAACAUCCAAUGGCAACGCCCCAUCUCCAGUGUACCAAUCCCUUCGUAUAUUCUCAAAACCGGCAUACUACGAAUUCGACAUCCAGCAGCCCGGACGCCACUGGCUCCGCCUCUACUUUUAUCCUCUCUCUAAUUCCCAACAUGACCUCACCUCUGCCCAAUUCACGGUCGUCACCGAUGGCAUGGUCCUCAUCAACAACUUCACCUUCAGCAACUCCAACCGUUCUUAUCUCUUCAAAGAGUACUCAUUGAAUGUCACAUCCGACUCCUUGGUCGUCGCUUUCAUUCCUUCCAAUAACUCAGUUUCGUUUGUGAACGGGAUCGAGUUUGUCUCCGUCCCAGAUGAGUUGCUCUACGACCAGGCUCUGGCCAUUCCCAAUGCUCCUUUCAGCGGUAUCUCCGUUCUCGGCCUGGAGACCAUGUACCGGCUCAACAUUGGGGGUCCUCUGCUCACCCCUGAGAAUGACUCUCUUGGGAGGACUUGGGAGACUGAUGGCAGGUAUCUACAUGUUAACAGCUCCGCUGUGAAGGUGUUUGUAGAUCCCUCCACUAUAAAGUAUCCAGAAGGAGUCACUGUCGAGACAGCUCCCAGGUUGGUUUAUUCAACUGCUGACACCAUGGGAGAUCCCAACGUCACGGAUUUGAGUUUUAACAUCACCUGGGUUUUCUCGGUGGAUCCUAGUUUCCUCUAUUUGCUACGCCUCCACUUCUGCGAUAUCGUCAGUAAGGCUCUCAACACGCUUCUCUUCAACGUCUAUAUCAAUUCUGACAUUGCCAUCGAUGGUUUGGAUCUUUCUUCACUCAAGGGGGAUUUAUCAGUACCGUAUUACAAGGACUUCGUUUCCAAUUCCUCAAAUGGUUCGAGCACAUUGACUGUCAGUGUCGGUCCCAAUUCCUUGAACGAGGACAACAACAAUGCAAUCUUGAACGGAUUGGAGAUCAUGAAGAUGAGCAAUCAAGUCGGAAGCUUGGACGGUCUCCAUUCUGCUAAAGAUCUUCUCCCUCAGACACCAUCCAGCAGCAGCAGCCGGUCUGGGUUUAUACUCGGAGGGGUUUCUGGGGCUGUGUUUGCUGCCACAUUGGCAGCUGCGUGCUAUUGUUGUCUUGUGGUUCGCCGGUCUAAAACCAGUCCUCACAGCCACCCCUGGUUGCCCCUGCCACUGUAUGGUAACUCUCAUACCAUUAGCAAAGUAUCCACGACCUCACAGAGAAGCGGUACAGCCAGCUGUAUCUCUCUGGCCUCUACGAAUCUAGGUCGUGUUUUCACAUUCCAAGAGAUUAUCCUUGCCACAAACAAGUUCGAUGAGAGCUUGCUUCUUGGUGUUGGUGGGUUUGGUAAGGUGUACAAGGGGACAUUGGAAGAUGGUACAAAGGUUGCAGUAAAGAGAGGAAAUCCAAGAUCUGAGCAAGGAUUGACAGAAUUCCAGACAGAGAUAGAGAUGUUAUCCAAGCUGCGGCACCGGCACCUUGUCUCCCUGAUUGGCUAUUGUGAUGAACGGUCUGAGAUGAUUUUGGUGUAUGAGUACAUGGCCAAUGGGCCAUUGAGGAGCCAUCUGUAUGGGGCCAACCUGCCUCCUCUCUCAUGGAAGCAGCGGCUCGAGAUUUGCAUAGGAGCGGCCAAGGGAUUGCACUACCUCCACACUGGUGCUGCGCAGAGUAUAAUUCACCGUGAUGUGAAGACUACUAACAUUCUCUUAGAUGAUAGCUUUAUCGCAAAGGUAGCAGACUUUGGCCUCUCAAAGACUGGCCCAGCAUUGGAUCAAACUCAUGUCAGCACCGCUGUCAAAGGAAGCUUUGGCUAUCUUGAUCCUGAGUACUUCCGGAGGCAGCAGUUGACUGAGAAGUCUGACGUUUAUUCAUUUGGUGUAGUGCUGAUGGAAGUCCUUUGUGCAAGGCCAGCUCUCAACCCAGUCCUUCCACGGGAGCAGGUCAAUAUCGCCGAGUGGGCAAUGAGUUGGCAGAAGAAGGGCAUGUUGGAGCAGAUCAUGGAUCCCGCCUUAGUAGGGAAGAUCAACCCAGUAUCCCUUAGGAAGUAUGGGGAGACAGCUGAGAAAUGCCUGGCUGAACAAGGUGUUGAUAGGCCUUCAAUGGGGGAUGUGUUGUGGAAUCUUGAGUAUGCACUACAACUUGAGGAGACAUCCACACUAGCAGACCCAGAUGAGAAUAGCACAAACAAUAUUCCUGGUAUCCAAUUGGCACAACUUGAACCUUUCGACAAUAGUGUGACCAUGGUGGAGGGAGUAAAUUCAGGCACUUUCGAUGAUGCAGAGGAUGCUGCAACAAGUGCCGUGUUCUCCCAGCUUGUGAAUCCACGGGGGAGGUGAGGAAGUCAAUAAAUUCAAGUGACACUGGAUUUGAAUUCGAUAUAUACAUGGCCUUCUCUUCAAAUCCUAGAAGGUUCUUUUUUUUUACUAUUUCUUCGUUCUUUAAAAUGGCUAUCUGGUAUUCGCAUAUGUAACUACAAUGUCCUCAUCUUGAUUCUGUGCAUCUGGUCUUACCUCUUGAUAGUCUGGUAUAAAAUUCAUUCACCUGGAUUGAGACUUGUGUGCCUGCAUUCCAUAUUGAAGCUUCGUGAUCAGUAGAUAUGUUUCUUAACAAGUUAAAUUUUAUCAGUUUGUAGAUGUUGACGGCGACAUGAUAUCUUGGCUUUUGUGUUUAUCAGUACUUGCAUUUGAUCUAAACUAGUGUUUAAUUUUUUU
This is a messenger RNA of Dioscorea cayenensis subsp. rotundata (Guinea yam), 3254 nucleotides long. RefSeq names its product receptor-like protein kinase THESEUS 1. The record is from RefSeq and is a predicted model, not a curated record. Gene Ontology annotation, cellular component: plasma membrane; plasmodesma. Gene Ontology annotation, molecular function: transmembrane receptor protein tyrosine kinase activity; ATP binding. Lineage: Eukaryota; Viridiplantae; Streptophyta; Magnoliopsida; Dioscoreales; Dioscoreaceae. Gene Ontology annotation, biological process: protein autophosphorylation.